AUGGCGGCUGCAGCGACAAGGCGGGGGUCCGUCAAACGAGGCUCCGACAAGGAAUGGGGCGGCAGCGAAUCGGUCAAUCAUCGUGCUGCAGCACGGGAGGGGCCUGGCAUCGACUGCGGGGUCAGAAAUUCGCCCAAGGGGGGCGGUUGCUUGGUGCAUGAUUUAUCGGGAGUGGGCAAGCACACAAAGGCCGCGCGCGCACGUGAACGAGGCGUGUUUGAAAGAAGAAGAAAGAGAGACAUGGAGCGUCACGUUGCCAAGCUCGUCGGAAAGAGGAAAGGCCAGGCGAGAAGGGGACCAAAGAUAUCCAAGGCUCUCUCAUCACUCGAGGUAGCCAAGCUACGCACGCAGCACCCUGUCCUUGCCCAUACCACGCCUACCGCGUCGUAG
Molecule: messenger RNA, 390 nt
Organism: Cryphonectria parasitica EP155
Lineage: Eukaryota; Fungi; Ascomycota; Sordariomycetes; Diaporthales; Cryphonectriaceae
Exons: 3
Coding region: 1-390 (129 amino acids)
Source: RefSeq, a predicted model, not a curated record